This is a messenger RNA of Patiria miniata (bat star), 6156 nucleotides long. RefSeq names its product neuropeptide S receptor-like. The coding region runs from base 411 to 1460 and encodes 349 amino acids. The record is from RefSeq and is a predicted model, not a curated record. Gene Ontology annotation, cellular component: membrane. The transcript has a single exon. Gene Ontology annotation, biological process: G protein-coupled receptor signaling pathway. Gene Ontology annotation, molecular function: peptide binding; G protein-coupled receptor activity. NCBI's taxonomy places the organism in Eukaryota, Metazoa, Echinodermata, Asteroidea, Valvatida, Asterinidae.
GACAGCGUGCCCACCUAAUGUGUACUUCCCGAACUGGGUGGCUGAGCCUGGUGACUGCGCAUGCGCAGACAGCCCUCGACCAAUGACGUCUCUUCUCGCGCGUGGGGUAUGAUCACCGACUUCACGACUCUUCGGUAUUCAGUGGGCGACUAGCAGCUCUCGGCUCGCCUGUUACGCUGACUGCGUGUUGACGAAACACUGGAUCGAUACCCGGAGCUGGUUAAAUUUUCCCCCGCGGAGUGCGAGGAUCGAUUCGGACAAAGUAGCCGGUACGGCACUCGCAGGACCUGGACUCUGGCACGCCUCCAGUCUCAUAGUUAGUUGUGGAGAGAUUUUCUAAAACCCAAGAGUAACCAUCCUGGGUUAGCAUCCGUCCCUUAGCUGUGGAAAAGACUUUGAAGGAUUGCAGCAUGGAGGAGGAAAGCAAUUCCACGGUUGUACCGACUUAUUUCGAUGCAGAUGGCGAGGAGGAAAAAGACGAGUUAUACGGUCACGAUGAUAACACGCGGACGAUAGCGAUCUCCGUGAUAUUCGUGGUGACUGUGAUCGGUAAUGGAUUGGUCCUCAACUGGCUGUUCGUGCAUCGCCGAGAACGCACGAGAAUACACGUGUACAUGACUUUCCUGGCUUUGGCCGACCUGAGUGUGGCCAUGAUACCGUUGUUGGUAUCUCUGAUCAUGACUCUCAAGGGUAACGUAUGGGAGGGUACGGACGCAGGGUGUCGAAUCCGUAUGUUGAUGGAGAGUAUGGCCCUGAUGGCCUCCAGUAACAUGGUGGUCGCCAUCGCGGUGGACCGCUACCACUCUGUCAUGUUCCCGCUCCGCAAACAGCUCUCGGAGUUGAAAGUCAUCCCGAUCGCCUUCGCUCUGGCCUUGCUCCUGUCGCUGCCGCAGCUCUACGUGUUCCGCAAGGAUGAUUUCAACGGCACCAGCCACUGUAAGACCAUCUUCAAGCCCGGCAACGACCCGUACCGCCAGGCGUACCUCAUCUACAUCGCUGCGGUGGUUUUCAUUAUCCCCUUCCUAGUCAUCAGUGUAGCCUACCUCCGCAUCGUGGCUAAGCUCUACAGCGACGGCAAGAAUCUCUUCCAGAGCAACUGGAAAAAGUCAACGCGGUGGAGGACAUUAAAAAUGACCUUUGUCAUAAUCGCGGCCUACGUGAUUUGCAACCUGCCGUAUUUUACCAUAGAACUGAUCCGAGCCAUUGCGGGCAGUGAUAGCGUUAACGUGGUAGCCUACAGUAUCUUCAGCGUGUUCGCUCCGUGUAGUAGCGCCUCCAACCCCUACACUUUCCUCUUCUUUAACGCGUGCCGGAAAUCCAGGAAUCGGAAGCAAGGCCAGGGGGCGACCACACAGACUGCCGUGUUGGAGCAGUCCACCACGCCUAGGCUGGGGCGAGAAGUCAAGGCAGUCGACUGCGCCUACAAGCCGGCCAGAUCCCCAGUCAAAACGGCCAUAUGACAACAACAGUCCGGGUACCGCUCCUCUGAAGCGAUAGAACUCAUGGAACAAAGACCGAACGCGGUACCUGACUAAAACUUGGCCUUUUCUUAUUCUCUCAUAAUAGUAGAUGUGAUAGAUCAUUAUUGUAUUCAGUGUAUAUUCAUCUUUGUCUUGUUUUUGACAGCUUCACUGUGAACGUGUCUUAAAAGUGCUUGAAUGUGUUCAACUCAACGAUGCUUCAAUUGCUUAAUAAAAACUCAUACAAAAUAUGAUAUGAUAAAACUUUUUCUCCCCUAUAAUUAUGUCGUAUAAUUUUGUAAAAUAUUCAAUGAAGAUAUGAAACUUUUCAUGCGACUCACGUGUAUUGUCUGAGCAGAAUAUCACUUGCACAUUAAUGUUCACAGUGGUAGCUAUACGUCAAUUUUGUUUUUAAUAAUGUAUAUAGCGACAAGCGAUAAUGGACAAGAAUAACAAUGAUCACAAUGCUAUAACUGAGCUUGAUUUUUAAGAAAAACAUGGUUCUGUAAUACAUGGUUCUUCUAGCUUCAAUGCUUAGAUUAUAAGAAGAUGUUGAUUAUAUCGACCGCGGUGUUUGCAAUGCAAGCUUUGACAGUAGAGCCAAACAUUCUGAACGUACAAUGUAGUUGUUCUGCCUUGCUGAAAAACUUAAUACCAUGCUGUUCCGUUGGCAAAUUGUCCGAACGGCACAUUAUGUAAAAUGGUAUUUGGAAGUUUUUUAUUGUGCAAAGACGGUUCGAGCAAUGAGAUAGGUGCUUAUACUCAAAGUCUCAGCCUACAUGCACCAUGACAUGGGCAGACUGCCAUCAAUGUGAUUAUACAGACAAACGCUCACCCGCCCGAAACACUUUUUGUGCAUGUGGGGCGUAUUCAAAUGUUGUGAAUUCAACAACCACUUCACGUUGAAUGCCUAAUGGAAAACGCCAUAUGUCCGCUGGCGAAACAUUCAUAUUUAACCACAGUGUAAAUAUUCAAAGUCCACAACAUGCAAUAAUUUCCCCUCCGACGAGCAGUGGAAAUAUUGCAUUUUUAACUUGUUUCGGAGACGGGUGUUGGCUUUCACGUCGAAACUGAGAGUCGACGUAUUUUAACGUCAGUGAAAUAUGAAUAUGAAUCAAUGACAUAUGGUAUAUUUAAUCAUUGAGCACAGUGAAACCUAAAACAGCGGAUGUUCAUAAACAAUCUACUUCAGAAGAUAAAAAAAAAGUGUACAUAAACCAGGGACAUUUUGAAGAUGUCAAAGUGAUGACUAAAAACAUGUUCUCGUUAGCUCAGGAAAAAAGUCGUCAUCCAUGCACAACCAAAGUCGUGAAAACGCUCAGCCAAUGACCAACGCCUACACAUGUUUCUGGUUAGGGACGCGAGAACAUGCCCUUGGGCAAGGCUAAGUUCAGACAGUUCUAGGAACAUAAGAGGGCGUCUUGGAAAUAAUGACGUCACAACGUGUAGCAAACCAAGUCAAUAAUUAUGUGCACGACUUCGUGGCUCUGCUUACCGUUAGCGAACAAUCCCCGCUUACUGUAUAGCAGAAAGUUCCGUGCUUACGGUAAGCGUAUGUCACGGUUGACUUAUGCGCUGCGUACAUCCCGUAACUGAGGAUUCUGCACUUGCAGAGGUUUUUUUCUGCUAGAGCUGUUAGCAAAGAAUGGUGAUCGUUAGCGCGGAAGUCCGUGGUUAGCAGAACCUUGACAUUGGGCCCUGUUCAACAAAAUGAAAGUACCUUUGCCACGAUGUUUUAAUGCGCGUUGCUGUCUUGAUAACAUACAUGCCUUGAAGAUUUUACAGACAAAACGUCGCGAGGCAGUGUGAUAUUUUUUUCCGAAGUUUUCAAUUGUAGUAAUACCUCGAAACUGUUUUUGCAAUGGAAAAUCCCUUACCAUUUGAAGGGUCACACGUAAAAGGUAAAUUGCUUUUGAAACCAUCAACCCUAAGACAUUGUAAAUAUUCUGACCGACUGAUACGAUCAAAAGACAAACGUUAACGACAGACACUGUACAGCUGACGUACCUUAAUUCCUGUCAUUGUGGUCUUAUCAAGAUAAUAAACAGGAAAGUCGUAAGAUUCCAGUCGCAGGUACGAAUCUACUCUUGUUUCAACUUCCUUGAAUGAUCAGGCUCAGAAAAUUGAAUAAUUACUCAACCUCCUUUAAAAUUGACUUGCUUGAGAGUAAACUGAUACCCAUCGCACCUUUCAUCUUAAAUAUUAAUCUCCUUCCAACACUCUGGUCGCGGACUUAAUAUGCACGAUCUCUCACGCGAUUGCAUUACCAAGGAAAAUAAUCGAGCAAGCCAAUCACUAUUGACCCCUCUCGCAGACUACGGCCCGCUGGGAAUUCCUUACGAACGAUGCCGCACCGCGUAGAGUUUCAGGGGCCCAUUCGCUCUCGGACUAUUUUUCUCUUCAGUGUUGUCCUCUCCGAGCAAUCUUGGCUACACUAUUGUAAUGUAAUAUGAUCCUGGACCAUUCCAUUUGUGCAUUAAACGGACAGGCCAUCAGGCCUCAGGCCAUUGGCCUUUCUCCUUUUUUCUUAACAACAAAUGUAAGGUGAAACAUUCAAUGCCAGAUCAUCAACCAUUGACUGUGAAAGUUCCUGUACACUUAUAUUUCAUUGAUGGCUUUUAGAGGCCUGCCUUCUUUAAGACUUGCUGUUGUCAGUUCUUAAGCAAUUGACAUGUCGUUCUGAUCCUGUCUAUUCGUUGAUAGCUUCCAAGUCAACAGGGACUUGUGUAGCCGGGAGAUGACAGUUUGGCCAGCUGCCUAUAAUUAAUGAAUUACUUGACCCAAUUGUCAAAUAUCCACUGGGGAAAAGUCCCUUGUAACAUUCUUAUUAACAGUGUCAAAGCCUUGAAUAAUUCUCUCGCUGUUUUGGCUUAGUUUUACACAGUUUUUACACAUCGAUACUAAACUAUAGCCUUUAGAAAAGAAAUAAAUCUUAUUGCUGAAACAUGAUCUAAAUAUUAUUCUGACCUUACAGAUACCUCGAUCUGUAAGAGAUGUUCAAUUCAUUCGCACUGAUAUAAAUACUGUCUAUUUGUGAUUAAUCACUGUUUGUAACGUAAGGACAUUCGGUGGUUGUGUAGCAACGGGGCAGGAAUGGUAAUACUCAAUACUUUCCCCGGAAGAAAGGCAAGAAAACAGAGCACAAACGAAAACAAAAAAUGGCGCUUCAGUUCCAUCAUUCGAAUUGUUUCAGUAUGUAAAAAGAAAGUAUUAAAUUCGAAAUUUUUGAUUUAGAAAACUUGAGGACUUAUCCAGCGAAUAGAACAUUUCUGAGAGACUCCUUGCAAAAAAAAUCCAGGAAAAAAAAAGAUAUACUUUGAUUUCGACGCCAAACUCUACGCAACAUUAAUGAAGACAGAUGAACGGACGGACGGACAAUCCGAUGCGACUGUAUAUUUUAGUUGAAUUUGUUUGAUUAUUGAAGAUUUAGUUUAAUUGCUGCACGGAUCUUGAUUCAAAAUUUCACAUUUUUUUCCAGACUUUGGAAUUCAUUAAAAAUGAUUAAAUAUGAACUGGUGUUGGUUAAGAUCCAGUGUUUUAAGAUGUGUCCUGAACUAUUGGAAAACGGGUGGAGAAACCUGCAUAAGAACUUGGAUGGCCUCCCGAACUGACGUUAAUCGUCAGAGUUUCCAUGGCAACAAAUUGGACGCAACCAUUUUUAUUCGGCCUAUUAAGCAACAAAACGUGCUUGAAACUACAUGUAGGCCUGUCUGUGUUUUUGUGUGUGUCAGCGUGCUUUAAUGUAAACAUUAAUUAUUAAACUUUUUCUGCAAGUGAAACUAAGUCAUUUAUUGUUAUCAUUGUAAACAAUAAUAAAAAAAAUGGAAUCCUAUCCAAGCAAUAUCCAUAUUUGAAUGACUUUAAUUUUAAUGAUUUUAAUGUGUCUAAUUUAAAUCCUGAUAUUCUCUGUCAAAUAAUAAUAGACCAUAAAACAAAAGAAUGUUCUUAACACUUAUUUCAGGUGUAUGUUGAUAAACAUUCAUGUUAUUGUAUAUAAUUCAAAUAAAUUAUAGACGACGUAAGUGUGAACACAUGUGGAGUAUGCUUGACAAGAUGGGACACAUUGUUACUGGCCCGUGUAUAUAAUUGCAUGAUGCAGAUAGAGAAGUUACAAAUAAAUGUUCAGUUUAUUUUUACACCGACGUAUUAUUAAGGAUUGGUACGAAACGGUAUUUCAACGGCGCAUCUUUUUUACACUGUAAAAAUUGCCCGGCGCAUUUUUGUUACACUGUAAAAAUUGCCCAAUGUUGGUCAACUCAUACCAACUGCCAACACUCUUGGGGAAAUCCUUUCCAAUAGUUUGUAAUUUUUUUACCCAAUGAGGUAACUUCAUACCAACAUGAUUUCACCCAACUUUUUGUUGUUGUACAGUGUAGAUUACAUUAAGUGUUUCAAUUUCUCCCCACUAGGGCAAGAUAAGAAGCAUUUAGUUCGAGAAACGAUCUUCUGUUUUGUUAAAUACCAAUACCUCUGGACAAGUGUGAACAAAAUAAUGGAACACAAAAUUUGUGCUUGAAUGUGCGUUACUUUAAAAAAAAUAGAGUUGAAUCCAGCUGUAUUGAUUUUUUUUGGAGGGGUAAAAGUAAGGAGUGUUCCAUUUUAUCCCGUGUCCCAUCUUGUCUCUGUUUACCAUAAGACGUAACGACAACAUAAUCUUAAAGCAAAGAACUGUAUAUUACCAAUGAAUGAAUAAACU